GUUACAACUGAUGAGUUCUUAUUAAUUAUGGACGAAACAUUUAUGGUAGCACAAGAAAAAGAAAAAAAGUCGAUAGAUUUUGUGUAAAUAGGAAUGAUUCAUAAAUUCAUUUAACUGGGAAACUGUUUCACUGAAUUAACCAAUGCAAAUUUAACAUUCUUCAUGUACAGAAAAUGUCAACCAUAAAAUUUUUGAGUUGCAUUCUAACAUUUACAGUAUGCUGUAUUCAUACCAUAUUUUGUAUAGAUACUAUUUCCAAGUUUCGAGCUAAUGUUACCUUGAAAUUGGGUCUUAGCAAUGAUUUCAGUUCAGAAUGUGAUGAAACUGUUUACAAAGUUCUAGUGUGUGCAGGAGAAUUCACUAAUCAAUGUCAACUAGUUGGUCCGAUUUCUCGAUUUAUUCAAGCAACUUGUGCUUCUCAAGGACCACCAGAAUCAUUAAGUUUCUUAGUCUCAUCUGUAGAGAAUCCAAUUGAAUUAGAUGUUACAGUUCAAAAAGUUGGUGAACAAGAGAUUCAACAACUUCGUAAUACAGAAUUUCGUUUAACAGAAGAAAGUGAAAUAUCUGUAACAUCACUUGACCUUUCACUGAUAGUUCGUUUUCAUGUCGCUUAUUCAUGUCUACCAAAUUAUUUUGGAAAGACAUGCACAAAAUUCUGCGAUCAACAAGCUGUUGAAUAUCGAUGUGAUCAAUUGGGGAAUAUGUUUUGUAAGCCGGGUUAUUAUAUGGAUCAAAAGUUUCAAAAAUGUCGUUCAGAUCAAUGUCUCAACAAACGCAAUUAUUGUUUAAAUGGUGGAGUUUGCAUGAAUAAUCCAAAUAUUGAAACUACAGAGUUACCAAUAUGCAUUUGUCCUACUGAUUUCAGAGGUUUACGUUGUGAGUUAAGAAAUCAUUCAAUGAAUAACAUAUUUCCCGUAAAUUUAAAUACAAUUCCAUUAAAAGAGACUGAAUUCAAAAAGAAUAAUUCAUUUCGUAUUGAAAAAUCACUAAGUACUACUACUGAAAGUAAAGAAAUACAGUCUACCGAAUAUAUGAAUACUAAAGAGUCUAAAUCGUCGAAUUCCAAUGAUGUUAGAGAAAACCCACUUGAAAUGAAUUCAGAUUUUGACCGACAAGUAAAACUACAGCUGCUGCUACAAUAA
Heterobilharzia americana is the source of this 1142-nucleotide messenger RNA. Lineage: Eukaryota; Metazoa; Platyhelminthes; Trematoda; Strigeidida; Schistosomatidae. The record is from the annotation of a GenBank genome assembly.